Molecule: messenger RNA, 1227 nt
Organism: Orbilia oligospora ATCC 24927
Lineage: Eukaryota; Fungi; Ascomycota; Orbiliomycetes; Orbiliales; Orbiliaceae
Exons: 2
Coding region: 1-1227 (408 amino acids)
Biological process (GO): intracellular calcium ion homeostasis; calcium ion transmembrane transport
Cellular component (GO): membrane
Molecular function (GO): calcium, potassium:sodium antiporter activity; calcium channel activity
Source: RefSeq, a predicted model, not a curated record
AUGGCAACAGCUUUAAAUUAUGAUACGCUGAUAUUUAACGCCUGUGCAUUUAUCACCGGAGUGUUCUUGUUGGACUAUGGAGCAGACAAAUUCGUCGACCAUACCGCUGUUAUAGCACGAAAGUUGGGAAUUUCCGCGACCUUGAUAGGCCUACUCACGGCAGGUGCAGAAUGGGAAGAGCUCGUUGUGGUUAUUGCAUCGUUAGCCCAAAAUAACUCGGCCCUGGCCCUGGGAAACAUCCUUGGUUCUUCGAUAUCCAACAUCCUCGGUGCCUUCUCGCUUGGCCUCAUUUUCUCGAAAGAUCCAGUCAUCUAUUUCGACCGUAGCUCGAAAAUCUACGUCGGAGUUCUGUCGAUAAUAACUACCGUCUUCUGCUUCUUCCUCGCCGUCUAUCGAGUUGAGUUUGGCCGCUUUGGAGGAUGGCUGUUCUGUAUCGCGUUUUUCAUCUACAUUGCCUCGAUCGCAUGGGGGAUCUAUCGUGGUGUUAUGGACCCACCAGAAGACAGCGAUUCGGACUCCGAUAGCGACUCUGAUUCUGACUCUGACGAUGAGACCGACGAUGAGGAAUCUGCUAAGCAUAUGAAGAAGGUUAUGGAGGGAUAUCGCAGCAGUAGCAGCAGUGAUGAUGGCGGCUCUUCUGUCGAGGCCAUCCCACUUCGCGUUCAUAGGAAGUCUUCCAGCAUUAGCCAUAAGAUCAGCAAGACCAACGGCCGCGCACGCAGCUCUAGUGUCUCCCACGUCAGCCCCCGAAAGCCGGCUCGUUCCGUUGUCUACCACUUCGCCCAACUCCUCGUCGGUUUCGUCACUGUUUCGAUCUCCGGAUAUGUUCUUUCUCACAGCGUUGGUACCAUUGGUGAAUCCUUCGGUUUGUCGGAUACACUGGUUGGUGUCACACUCCUUUCUUUCGCUACGACCCUUCCGGAGAAAUUCGUUGCCGUCGUCGGCGGAAGAAAAGGACAGGGCGGUAUCGUUGUUGCGAAUACUGCCGGUAGCAAUAUCUUCUUGCUUACCCUCUGUGCUGGUGUUCUCUUCCUCGCCGGUGACCUCAAGCAGUUCGCUAACUCGGUCACCUCGUUUGAGAUUAUCAUGACCUGGGUCUCUUCCGCUCUGUUCACCGUUAUCGUCUUCUACGGCGGAAGGAGAUGGAUGGGAACCGCCCUCUUAGCUAUUUAUGUUGUGUUCAUUCUCCUCGAAUUCGCCCUCGGCCGUGGCGAAGACGCUCAUUAA